AGUCAAGAUGGCUUCCAAACACAUGUGCGAGGAGAAAUAUUUGUCAACUCCGAAAAGAAAGAAACAGAAGAAGAAAAAUAUUCAACCGAAGGGAGACCAAGGAAAUCAACAUCUGACUGAAGAACUAAGUCUGCAAAAUAUCUUGCAGUUAGGGGGUGACAAGUCUGACCUGGGAAUAAUAGAAGAUAUACAGGAUGAAGAUGAAGCUCUGGAUGGCAAGGAAGACCUGGAUGCGGAGCCUGUCAAAAAGGACGAGAUAAGGAAUUUCAUAAAGAAUCUUGGCAUUAGGAAACAUCGCCCCGUGGAGCCAGAUGAAGAUAGUGAGAGAAAACAGAAGAAGAAAAAAGAAAAGCCCAUCAAAUUAGCAGUUGCACCCUCAGAAAAGGAUGCUAGUGAAAGUGAUAAUAAAGCAGACAAGCAAAAGCGGAAAGAAGGCAAAAACAAGUUCAAAGUUCAGGACGAGGAAGUCUCUAGCAGUACAGAUGUAGGUUCUCAGUCAACACUACAAAUUCUGGCUUCAAGACUGAAGAACUACAAACCCAGAAAACAUUCUGUCCUCAAAAGCGGAUGGUACUUGUCACAGAUUGGCGAUGUCAGCUCGUCAGAAGGUAUAACAGAGAGCCUCCUUCAUGAAAUGGAGGAGUUUGCCUCCAAACUUCUUCAGGAUGAGGUAGAGCUGUACAAAGCACAGAGGGAGCGGUUUAAGAAGUCAGAGACAGGCUGGAUCAAGACAGUUCUGAAAUCAGGGACUAUAGGGGACAAAAUGGCUGCCCUCACACUUCUCGUGCAAGAUUCACCUGUUCAUAACCUGUCCAGUCUGGACAGUCUUGUUGCCAUGGCGAAGAAAAAGGCAAAAAGAGAAUGCAUUCUGGCAGUUGACACUUUGAAAGAGUUAUUUCAGUCGGAUUUUAUUCCAAAUGGACGAAAACUGAGAACGUUUGCACAGAACAACUUCGUCAGCCUUGUGAAAAUAGAUGCUGGAGAUAAGGAUGGAUUUGACAGAACAGUGUUGUUGUGGUAUUUUGAGUCAAAGCUGAAAGAGAAAUAUCUAUCUUUCAUAAAAGCUCUGGAGACCUUGUCCUUUGAUACAAUUUUGGCCACAAAACAAAGUGCUUUGAGUGCCAUAUACAGCUUGCUUGUUAACAAACCAGAGCAAGAAAAGAUGCUGCUGGGCAUGCUGGUAAAUAAGGUUGGAGAUCCUGACCACAAAAUAGCCUCAAAGUCCUCACAUCUUCUGUCAACUUUGGUGGAAUGUCAUCCUAACAUGAAGAUGGUUGUUGUCAAGGAAACUGAGCAGCUUCUUCACAGGCCAAACAUUUCCCUAAAGGCACAGUACUAUGCCAUUUGUUUCCUCAAUCAGCUGACACUCAGUCAGUCAGACAGAGAUCUGGCUAACAGGUUGAUUGAUGUCUACUUUUCUUUCUUCAAGGCAUUUGUGAAGAAGGGUGAAGUGAACAACAAGAUUAUGAGUGGCCUCCUCACAGGUGUGAACAGAGUGUAUCCAUACGCUAAAGUGGACUAUGAACGUGUGAGUGCCCAGAUGACCAUGCUGUACCAGAUUGUCCACGUGGUCAACUUUAACACUAGUCUCCAGGCCUUAAUGCUUCUCUAUCAGGUGAUGGAUUCCAGUCAGAGUGUUUCUGAUCGUUACUACAUCACCCUUUACAAGAAACUUCUCGACCCAGCUCUGAAGACAUCAGCCAAACAAACUAUGUUUCUCAACUUACUGUUCAAAAGUUUGAGACAAGAUAUUUCUGAGAAAAGGAUAAAGGCAUUUAUCAAGCGACUCCUGCAGGUGUGUUCGUAUCACACCCCUCCAUUUAUCUGUGCCUCCCUCAUCCUUCUCUCUGAGGUUUUGAAGAUUAAAGAUGGUGUGCUGCAACUGACUAACAUCUCUGGGAAAUGGACUGAGGAUGAGGAAGACGAUGAACACUUUGUGGACUUACCCGAUCCAGAUGAUAAUGUGGAUAACAGAGAUGACAAUGGGGAUAAUGGAGGAGAUGACAAACAGACCACAAGUGUGGCCCCCACGACUACUCCUAAGUCUUCCUGGGUCCAUCGUAGUAAUCUUGGAGAGAAGUCAGGCCAGUACAACCCGUCCCACAGGAACCCCCUGUACUGUAGUGUAGACCAGGAGUGUGUGUGGGAGCUGGAGAAGCUGACAAAGCACUAUCACCCCUCCGUCUCUCUCUUUGCUCUAACCCUGCUUCAGGCCAAGCCUAUUAACUAUUCUGGAGACCCUCUUCAUGACUUUGCUCUGAUCAGAUUCCUGGACAGGUUUGUCUACAAAAACCCAAAGAAACAGAAAACAAUUGAUGCCCAGCAUUCAAGGGCCAGGUUUUGUCGGGAGCGGCAGCUGAGAGGGGUGAAGAAGAUCGCUGUGAAUAGUGAUGAGUACAUACAGAGAGAGGAGAAGACCAUACCUGUCGAGGAAAAGUUCUUCUACAGGUAUUUCAAACAGCGAGCAGAUCAGAAGUCAGGAACGGCUGGGAAAGACGAGGAAGAUGGCAGUGAUAUUGAGAGUGUUAGUGAUGGAGAGUUUGAUGACUUCUUGGACAAUUAUGAGCAGCAUGUUGACGAGGGAGGCACAGAUUUCCAGUUUGAUUUUGCUGGGGAGUUCAGCAAGAAGUCCAAGACACAGAAGAAGAAAGGAAAGAAAGAGGACUUCUCAUCAGACGAUGAAAGUGUUGAGGAUCUGUCAGACGAAGAAGUAGACUUUGGGGAUGAUGAUGACUUUAAGGCUGCAUUUGGGAAUGAUGAUUCGGAUGAUGAUGGCAAUGAAAUGGACUUUGAUGAAGAAGAUGUGGCAUUUUCAGAUGAUGAUAAUCCUAUGGCUGAAUUUGAAGCUGCUCCAAAACGCAGAUGGAAGAGAGAAAGAGAGAACGCUUCAUCCUCACUAUCAUCUGGUAAAAAGUCAAAGAAACAGUUCGAUAAAGCUGGACUGUUUGCUGCAGCUGAGGAGUUCUCCCACCUGAUCGAUGAGAACUCUGGGUCAAAGUUUAGCCAGGGCACAAGUCAAGCGCUGUCCAAUAAGGACAAUGCAGAUGCCAAACAGUUAAACUGGGAAGUUACCAGAGAUAAGCAGAUCCGAGGUGCAGAUUGGAGAUCAAAGAAGCGAUCGAAGAAAGGAGGUCAGAAGUUUCCCAAAUCCGGAAAAUUUGGCAAAGGCAGAAAGAGACGAUAGAGUUGACCCUGCUUUGGCAUACAAACACAAACACUGUACACACAUUUCGAGUGCAUAUAAUUGUUCGAGUGUGGACCAGUCAGCACACAGGAUGCUCACAGAUGUACUGUUAUAUCAGGGAAGCUGAACCUUUUGUGAUCAGUGAAGCAGGUGUUUAAACCACUGGAGACUUUUAGACAGAUCUGACAAAGUUCUGAAGUUAUGGAUUUGUAAGGGCGCAACAAGCCAUUAACAGAGAUGUCUGAUUAGACAAGUCACUGCUGACAUGUACAUGUUGCAAUAAGGAAGUUGUUGUAAUCGCAUGCAUGUGGCCUGUUUUGUGAAGCAGUACAUGUGACAAGAUGUGAUCAAUAAAACACCACUUUUGUC
This is a messenger RNA of Liolophura sinensis, 3553 nucleotides long. Its product is annotated as CCAAT/enhancer-binding protein zeta-like. The transcript is spliced from 29 exons. Bases 8 to 3184 code for a protein of 1058 amino acids. Gene Ontology annotation, cellular component: nucleus. The record is from RefSeq and is a predicted model, not a curated record. NCBI's taxonomy places the organism in Eukaryota, Metazoa, Mollusca, Polyplacophora, Chitonida, Chitonidae.